AUGGCUUCCUCCGAUGUGAAUCCGCUCAUUUCGAACCAGAAGUCCUCGGAGCUUCAGGCCAUUCUCCACCCUCUCGUCCUCCUCACCAUCUCCGACUACAUAACUCGCCACACUCUGCGCUCGCAGCCGGGACCCAUUGUCGGUGCCCUCCUGGGCCAGCAGAAUGGUCGCGAAAUUACCGUUGAACAUGCGUUUGAUUGUCAUACAAGACCGGUACCAGAGGUGGAAGGGGGAUACCUACUGGAUUCAGAGCGCUUCGGUGCAAGAUUAGAGCAGAUGAAGACAGUCCACAAGGACCGAAGCUUAGACUUGGUUGGCUGGUACACUCUCCUCGCCGUCACUGGCCCGACACCCACCAUCCUCCCGAUUCACAAUCAGCUCCUCUCCGAAUUCAACGAGUCGGCCCUCCUCCUUGGAUUCCAUCCCGAGGAAGUCUUUACUCACUCCGUGGGCGGCAAGCUACCCAUGACCAUCUACGAGUCCAACUAUGAGGUUGACGACCCGAGAGCUGCCGAGGCAGAAGGCGAGGACAAGAAGAUGGAUGACGGCGAAUCCAAGCUCAAGCUACGCUUCCGCGAGCUGCCCUAUACUGUUGAGACUGGCGAGGCUGAGAUGAUCAGCAUGGACCAUGUUGUGCGCGGUGCUGGCAACGCGACUGCCAUUGAGGCUCCGAAGGAGACUGCCAAGCCCAAGGUCCAGCUCGUCGAGUCGGGCGGCAAACGCCGCGCCGUCGUGGCCGACAGUAAAGACGGCGAUACCUCUGCAGAGGUUCAGCUGUCCCCAGAAGAGGAAGAGAUGGUGGCCGCCCUCACGGCCAAGGCGAACGCCGUCAAGAUGCUUCAGGGUCGGAUCCGCCUCAUCACAACCUACCUCGAACACCUUUCUGGCGCGGAACAAUCCGCUGCUGCCGCCACGCCUCCAGGUGCGCAAACAACACCAUCUCACACCAUCCUCCGCCAGAUCCAGGCUCUCGUGAACCGGCUGGAUCUCGUCGUCCCCUCCGAUACGGAAGGCUUCGAAAAGGAGGUGCUCUGCGAGGAGAACGAGGUCGCCAUCACGUCGCGUCUCAACGACCUUAUGCAGAGUAUUAGCGGCAUGCGGGAUCUAGGCAAGAAGUUCAGCAUCGCCGAGUCCGCACGUGGCAGGAAUCGCGGUGCGGCGCCGGCUGAUUUCGCCGGCUACGGCCCUUCUGGCUUCAACCUCCCGGGUGCAGGAGACAUCAUGAUGUAG
Messenger RNA from Colletotrichum orchidophilum, 1230 nucleotides. RefSeq names its product signalosome subunit. Gene Ontology annotation, molecular function: protein binding; metallopeptidase activity. NCBI's taxonomy places the organism in Eukaryota, Fungi, Ascomycota, Sordariomycetes, Glomerellales, Glomerellaceae. Gene Ontology annotation, biological process: protein deneddylation. Bases 1 to 1230 code for a protein of 409 amino acids. The transcript has 2 exons. The record is from RefSeq and is a predicted model, not a curated record. Gene Ontology annotation, cellular component: COP9 signalosome.